This is a messenger RNA of Drosophila teissieri, 3315 nucleotides long. RefSeq lists its product as uncharacterized. The transcript is spliced from 9 exons. Bases 65 to 3247 code for a protein of 1060 amino acids. Gene Ontology annotation, molecular function: beta-tubulin binding; microtubule binding. The record is from RefSeq and is a predicted model, not a curated record. Lineage: Eukaryota; Metazoa; Arthropoda; Insecta; Diptera; Drosophilidae.
UAAAUAACUCUUGCCAAAAUCAGUAGGUCCAAACUUCCCUUACCAUACUACCAACGAUAUUACAAUGGUAAAAAGAAAAAGUGAGUCCACGGUCAAACUCGCUGCGGAUCCGAUUCUCAGAUUUCCUCUGAUAUCCGAAAAUGAAGUAAUGGAUCGAGAAGCUAAGUACAUGAGCCGCCUUAAUGAUUUCACUGUUAGUGCGGACUUGGUCAAGGGUGCCCAACGCGACUUCUAUGAUCAGGAGGUUGAAAGAAUGUACCGGGAGCACUGGGAGCAUCAUUUGCGUUGUGAUGGGUUGCCACGUCCCUAUCUUCCCGUCGAAGUACGAACAUUUAUUUCCAAAAUGCGCUUUUACGAUGACGUUGAAACGAAUAAUUCGAUGGACUGGACCUUGUCGGUGGACGAACGCUCCAUAUUGAAUCAGAAUAUCUUCAGGGUGGACAGAACCCGACGUUUGAUGAUGCUCAACAAAGAUAAUCCGGGCACACACUAUGACCGGAAUGUUCAAAUGUGUUUGGAUGCAUUGAAGCAAAUGGAUGCAAUGCUGGACAGCGAGGCUGAAAUGGUGCGAAUGUCAGAAAAAAGGCAGAGGGAUGUAAUUGAAGUUUACACCGAAGUCGAGAGGGAAAUUAGUGACCUCUUUGAUCGCCUAACCUAUCGAGUGUUGAGACUGCAAGAUGCAUAUAUGGAAUCCAAGGAUAGUCGGGUUGCUGUGUGGAGCUACAUAUGUAACCCUUGGAGAAUAGAUUUGUGGGGAGUGCGAAAUGUGCCAAUUAUUUUUGAACAGUUGGAAUUGCCAGUAAUGUUGGCCGAGUUUAGUGCCACGAGUGUUGAAGUCCAGAUACCGAAGAGUGUACUUACAGAUUGCGUAACUAUUCGUAGCUUACACACGGAUUUCGAUAACAUUUCGCAAAAUGCCAAGAGCUUCGAUACUCCCGUUACAGUAUCGGUCAAUUAUCCCAGCGCUGGCUUAGUGGACAUAGAGGACUCGGUGGUCAACGAAUGGCACAUGCAACACGAUAUCCAGGAGGAGACAUUGAGUCUGAUGUUAGCCAGGAGGCGAGAGUACGAGGAGAUGAUGGAGAUCAUCGCCGAGAAAACGGAGCAGGCAGCUAAGGCGGCUAAACAAACUGAUCCCGACAAGGCGGUCAAAAUCAUAAUUCCCAAGGCACCGAAAGAACCCCCAGAGGUUCCAACGGGCAUGUUUCCCGACAUCUACGAAGAUUUCCUAAGAAUGGAGGAUAGCCAGUACUUAGGGUAUCUCGAUGAGGUAUAUCAUCCACGGCUUUUAGAUAUGCAGCCGUACGAAAUAAAUCUUAGGGAGCACAUCAUGCUUGGUGGCAUCUACAGCAUUAUGUUCAUCCGGCGACCUGACCAAACUCAGUUUGAGAAGUUCAACAUCGUCUUGCACGAGGAUGGACGUGUGGUUCACAUACUGACAGAAAUGAAGGCCGAUAUAAAGGAAGAUACGCUACGGAGUUCGAAAGUAGCCAGGAAAACCAGGGAGACCUACCGGGGCACCAAAAUCAAGCUGGAAGAUGACGAACUUCCAUAUUUCAUCGUGACCCUGCAAGUGGCCGCGGAUCUCUGCAAGUGGAGUGAGCCCGUGGUUUGCCAUUUUAUGACCGAGCAGGAUCUUAUUCCGACGGAUUACAAGCGCGAAUCCCUCUGGGUGCCGACAUUACAAAGUGUUAUAAAGCAUUCGGAACAUGCCGGUAGGGAGAGCGCGCUCAACUUAGGCAGUCGAAUUUCAAGUGAUUCCGGAAACAUAUUUCGACCUAGUCUUCGGUCAUUACUGAGACAGAGUAAAGUCGGAACGGCUCCAACAGCCGAAGCUCCCAUAGAGAACUUCAAGCUGCAGAAAACACUGAACCAUCUGGAAAUUAGAGCACUGGAAAGAUAUUGUAUACCCCGGAUCAUUUCAUCGUUUAAGUUUCCCGCGGACUUUCAAGAUGAAAAACGAGAAUUUUUCAGACAGGGCCCAAAGGCUUUGGUCAAACGUCAAGAGGAAGCCGUAAAUCAAGUUAAGAUCUUAGAUUUUAACUAUAAUUCCCAGACGAAUAAUCCAGAACGAAUGUUCCCCCACUUUCCAAAAGUUGAUCCGAUCCAAUAUCCCAUUCCCGACGAUGACUCGGAACCAGGUCCUGUUAACCCCACAACUGCGCUCGAAGUUCUGAAAACAUUCGACAACAUUAAAUCUAAGUACCGGGAAAAGCCUGUCGACUUAUUAAGCCAGCCCGACGAGCAGGACAAGAAACAGAAGCAAAAAAAAUUGGCCCUAAAGGAGGAGGAUGAUAUAGCAGAAGGACAGACCGGAAAGCGUAAAUUGUCUAAGGCUCCUGACAGAAUCCGGGUAAGUGUUAGGACGGAAAGGUCGGAUCGAGCUAGUGUCAGCUCAGAAAAAGAAGCAACGACUGAUCAGGUGACCGAAGAAGAAGUAACCCACUGGACAACUAGGUACAUUAAGGACACUGUAAUCGAUAGAGCGACCAAUAGAAUUACGUUCAAGACAGAUCGGCUGGGACUUUUGGGAUUGGCCUUUAAGCGGUACGAGCAUUUUCCAUUUCGUAAUUGGUCAUUGCAGCCAAAUGAGGAAAACCCUGAUGAGAUCAUACUAUGCGUCGACACGUUCCAUGUUCGUAUAUUUUUCUACAUCACAUGCAAGGGAGUUAGGGGCUAUGUGACUGAUCUGAGCAAGGGAUACACGGCCAAACCGUUUAAAUAUCUGGAGAUUGUGGAACCAAUAUCAGACUUUCGGCAAAUGCGUCAGUUAUUUAUUAGCAAGAACGUCAAUAUAUUUGCCGAGAACGAUGCUAGUUUCUAUAUCGAAAACGGAUACUUUUCAAUGAAGCACAUGGCUCUCGAGAUGCACACCUACAAUAUAAUGGCUCUCCAUUGUAAGUUGAUGAAGUUCUACCGAUCGAGCUGGAAUCGUCUCGCCCCGCGACGCGAUAUCAUUUUGGGCAUGAAGAUCGCCAAGGACAACUCAGAUUAUUCCGAGGUCACUAUGCGCAUUACUCCAGAGAAAACAACAUUUGUUCAGAUUUCAGAAAAUUGCUCAGAUAAGGUGAAUGUUAUUGUGCUGAACUACAGUAACACUUGGCGAAAUAUCGGCAACUUUACGGAUCUACAUCAGGCUAUAAACUCGAUGGUGCCGAAUGCCACAGAAGUGCGGAAUAAGGAUUCUAUUCUUCUAUAUUAUGUAACUCGAAUGCUCAAAGAAAUACGGCUUUUAAGCUUUUCGUAGAAUUUCAAUAUAUUUUGUACAUCUAUACUAUCUGAUCUUGAGUAAAAUAUAAAGUGCAUAAAAAUGUA